ACUAAAUGUGGUGGCUUCGAGUUUUGUAGCGUAAUUUUGAGAAGCAAAAAGACUCGUUUUGAGGUUUGGGGGAGACGAACUCCCUUGUUUAUUUAGUUUGGCCGCCAUGAUGGUGAGCAGAGUCAAUGAGCACUCAUAUCAAAACCAGAAAAGGUACGGUGGCCAUUUGGAAUUACACAGAGCGACCGGAUGUGGACGCGUUCUGCACAUGCGUAGAACCCUGCGGAACUGAUUGUGUUCCGGGUUUGUAUUGCUAGCUUGGGGACAGUGUCGGUUCCGGUAUUUACUUCGAAACUUAACCAUACGUUUAAAAACGUCCUUAGCUUGUUUUAUCCAACCUUUUGUUUCAAAAUGUGGUUGCCUCGAGUUUUGUAGCGUAAUUUUGAGAAGCAAAAAGACUCGUUUGAGGUUUGGGGGAGACGAACUCCCUUGUUUAUUUAGAUUGGCCGCCAUGAUGGUGAGCAGAGUCAAUGAGCACUCAUAUCAAUACAAGAAAAGUUACGGUGGCCAUUUGGACAAUAUCAACAUUGUACGAAAUAUGUAAUUAUUCAUUUAGCAACUACACUGUAAUGACUUCAUUUCUUUCAGUAGCUCGAUUAUUUUAUUCUACACAUCAUGAAAUAUUUCACAAAUACAUUCCUUCAACAUUUUCAUUAUCGGAAUAAAAAUCAUGAAUCAGUCCCAAAACGUCAUAUGGAACCCAAACGCAGCACACCCAGUACUGUAUAUUUCAUGGACAAACAGGCUGUGGGUUCUCAGCGCCGUAGUGCCCUUUUUCCUAAAAGAAUGAAUGACUGCCGCGGAUGGGCCGACAAGUCAAGGUUCUCCUCUCACUCAUUGUGGAAGUGGUAAGUUUGUUUUGUCUUCUUUGUCCUUCUACCCCACUCUGUUUGAUUUGAAACUUUUUAUUACAUUGAAAAUAAGUCAAUUAGCGAGGCUAGGUUGCUAGCUCAGUAAGCUAGCAGUGGCCGUGUGCAGUGAUCCUGCAGUAAAACAAAGAAUAGGAAUGUCAAAGUGACUGUAGGGGUGUUAUAUUAUGUAUGGAGGGCUCUAAUAAUGAAUAAUUAAGUAAGGCAGCGGGUCUGGAACCAAUUCUACGUUUUUUUUGACUGAACGGUGAGACCAAGACCACCUUCAGCUGGAGGUGGUCUACCACAGCCAGCUGUCCAGAUGCUGGACGCAGUAACAGGACUGCUCCAGGAUGACUGACAGCUCCCCGUAGAUCUUCUCUCUCCACGUGGGCAGGAGUCUCUCAUUGUUGAGGGCCUGGAGCCUCGGCGUCCCCUCCCGGAGGACGUGGUACAUGCAGGGCCACCGGCUCUGGAUCCUCAGCCGGGUGCGCCUGUCCAGUGUGAUGCCACGCACGAUCUUCUUGGCUCGGAGCUCACGAAGAGUGGGCAGCUUAAGACACGAGAAGACCAGACCCCUGCUCUGCGACACAUCCAAGAACUCCAGAGACAGCGACUCCAGAGUGUAGGAGAUGCCGAGGUUCCUCAGCGGCACCAGGAUGUGUAAAGUCAGAGACUUCAGGUUUGGGAGCGACGCGGUCAGAGUCUGCAACGUGGAUGGAGUCACUCCUUUGAAAACCCAGAAGUACUUGAGCUCCAGGACUCGGAGAUGUCGGAAUCGGCCGAGCAGCGACACGGACAACUCGGACCAGUCGAAGUGUAAACGCAUCUUCGCGAUGCGAGGACAGGUCUCGGUGAGUUUGCUGAGAAGCUCCUGGAAGCUGGUCACCUGGAAAAAGAACCAAGGUACUAAAUAUCACCAUGAAGAUGAUCCAAAGAAGUCUUAGCUUAGCAUCACCUGGUCCAUUUUAGUGAUGCUGUCCUGAUGGGAACUGGAGCUGGAAUGCACUCUGAGAUCCAGCGGCUCCAGAAGAGUAAAGGUCCAGUUCAGGUCCAGAUGACUGAGGUCCCGGCAGUGGACGUGGUCCAGGAGGUGGCACAGAAGGUCUCCCCACUUGUGGAAGCGGUCCCCUAAAUCGAAGCUGGCCUUCAACGUGAGAAGACUUGCCCGCCGCGAGAUGAGGUGAUGGGUGUAGUGGUGAACCCACGACUUCCAGCGGUCAAAGACGCGAUUGGACACCAGAAGUCCCUCCUGACCCAGGUGGAAGACUCCGCGGCGGGAAUAGUCGGCGACACGCCACAGCUUCCACGAGCGAAUCAGGCGGCUCCAGCUCAGGCAAACCAAAGCGCAGCUGCAUUUAUCCACCUCGUUCAGGAACGACAGAACAUGGAGCUGGCAUUCCACCGGGAGCAGAUCGAAAGGGAAGUAGUCGUCCGUGGCUUUCCGACGCUUCCCGAUGGGAACCAGGGCUCUUUUACGAGGCGACAUGUUGGCGGCGGUCAGACUCGCCACCUGGAGGUCUUGUGAGCCGGCUUUGCCAUAAAUCCUUCUGGUCACCUAAAAUACCCAGUUAGUCGAUAACAUGCUAACAGUUAGCAUGCUAGCAUCAAAUGUGCCAAAGCUGUCCUAAAGUGUGCCUGCGUCGUAUUUAGACAUGAGAAAAUUAGCUAAAUCUGAUUGCUCCACCAUAUUGCUAACUCGGAGCACGUACCCGAAUACAGUACACCACUCUGGUUCUCCUGACGGUAACAUGCGGCCAUAUUUGAUUAGGGCAAAGCAACAAGUAGACUUAGCAUGUCACGUGAUUCCACCGUCCCAUGUCUUACGUAUUGUUUUAUAACCUUCUCACCUUUGUUAGUCAUAUAAAGUUGAUAUUUAUAUCACAGUUAUGUUUGUAAAUGAAAGAGGGAAAUAAUAAUUAUACAUUUACAUUCAGUGGACGGUGCUAAAUAAUCAUAAAUGACGGAUGGAUGGAACUUCCGGUACAUCCUAGCGAGAUUAAACAUAAUAAUUUCUCUUCUGAAUCAAAUUGCUGCGUUCUGACGUGUUUAACAUCGAUAAAAAUGACUUUUUUAACGUAAUCGAUGACAGCGACAAGGUUGAUAUUUGACACCGACCGUGUGGACUUACCUUCCGCGGUAGUUUCAAAGCUAGCCUGCUAAGAAGCUAACGUCAGGACGAAAGGAGGAAAAAAAAAAAAGAGUUGUUGCCGGAAGUGCAACUGUACAAAUAUGUGUAUCAUAAGCUAAGCGCAUGCGCUGCGUGGCUACGGGAUAACAGAAACUGUGUUUUAAAAAAGGAUGUUUGUUAUUUAUCGCCUCCGCUUACAAACAGCUGACUUCUGUUGUUGUUUUUGCUCAACCGGAAAUGACGUCAUAAAAAGCAGCCGAGCUACACCGUGUCAACUGCAAUGCUAGAUGGCGCUAUCCGGCCACUUGUAUUUUAUAUUUAUUUGAAAAUACGGAUAACCAUAUUUUAGUUAACAGUAAUUAUUAAUUUCUAUUUUAAAUGCUAACACAAGAAUGAAUAUUUAUAUAAAAAAAGUCUUAGGUCUAAGUAGGCCGUGUGGUCCUUCGCUUGUUUACGUACAGGCGGGAGGAAAACGUCUGCUUUGUUUAAGUCCCGCCCCCAGCCCCAAUACUGCAAGGGCUGUGUCUAAUCCCACCAAUCAAGAGCUGUGACUGGCGUACGUGUGUCACGUGACCACGCAGUCCCCGCCCUACCGUCGUGUGUGUUGUAUAUGCGCGUGACUGUAACAUCUUAAUUCAUUCUAAAGCAGGCUCCUUUUUAAGCUAGUCUCAUUUCUGGUCCUUUUAGAAGCCAUUAAAGACGUACCGCUUAGAAACAAAUCAUCACAUCUCUUCAGAAGCGUUAACAAAGAGUCCUGUACCUUAAAAAAUAAGCUAAAAUGAAAACCAAGUUCAUAAACGGAGUUUCUUCCUCGCCCUCCAUGUCGCUGGGCCUUCUGGUUACCGACAACGUCCUUCAGGUCCAGCCCAGCACCCAGGAGGUCUGGAAGGACCUGACCCGCCCCGAUAGCCCAGACAGGGACACACGGAGUCGGGCUUACCGCUGGUGUAAGGAGUUCCUCAAUGGUUCCUGGAGAAGCCUGGCAGAGGACGACUUCAACAUCACCAUCAUCAGGGGUGGGCUGAGCAACAAGCUCUUCCUGUGCAGCCUCCCAGACAGCGUGGGCACGGUCGGGGAUGAGCCGAGGAACGUCCUGCUGCGUCUCUACGGAGCCAUCCUGCAGGGGGCAGAGGCCAUGGUGCUGGAGAGCGUGAUGUUUGCCAUCUUGGCAGAGCGGGAACUGGGACCUAAACUCUACGGUAUUUUCCCGCAGGGACGCCUGGAGCAGUAUGUACCGAGCCGCAAGUUGGACACCUGCGAGCUGAGCGAGGCCAACAUUUCAGCGGAGGUUGCGGACAAAAUGGCCAAGUUCCAUGGAAUGAGGAUGCCCUUUAACAAGGAGCCCACGUGGUUGUUUGGAACCAUGGACAAGUACCUGAGCCAAGUUUUGAGGCUGACCUUCACUCGAGAGUCUCAGCUGCGUCGCUUCAACAGCCUGCUGAGCUACGACCUGCUGCAUGAGAUGGACUGGCUCAAGUCCCUGUUGGAGUCCACCAACUCCCCGGUGGUGUUUUGCCACAACGACUGCCAAGAAGGAAAUAUCCUGCUGCUGAACUGCCGUCACCAGUCGGACAAACAGAAGCUGAUGCUAAUCGACUUUGAGUACAGCAGCUAUAACUACAGGGGCUUUGAUCUUGGCAACCAUUUCUGUGAGUGGAUGUACGACUACAACUGUGAGCAGUUUCCUUUUUUCAAAGUGAACCCCCAGGCGUAUCCCUCCAAGGCUCAGCAGCUCCACUUCAUGGAACACUACCUGCGUGCGUCCGGUGGAGACUUUGACAACCUGAGCGUGGAGGACCAAGUGAAAAUGAAGGAGGAGUUGUACGUGGAGGUCAACAGGUUCUCUCUUGCAUCCCACUUCUUUUGGGGCCUGUGGUCCAUCAUCCAGGCCCGCCUCUCCACCAUCAAGUUUGGGUAUCUGGAGUACGCCAUGGCCAGGUUCGAUGCCUACUUCCAGCACAAGAAGCUGUGGGCUGUCUGACCGUGGAGAAGAUGGAAGAUCCCACGCCCGAUGGCGCUCGCUGCUGCUGCUGCUGUUGUUGGCGUGCGGUACCAUAACGUACGGUACCAUGGCGUGCAGUACCAAAGCGUACAGUACCAUAAUAUACGGUACUAUAAUAUACGGUACGGUACCUUGUCAUGCAGCUUCUGCUUUGCUCCAUUCCAAUGACUACUCCAGUAGCUAGAGCGGGCCGUGUAGGAAUAUUCUAUCUACAUCAUCUGGAUCUACGCCCCCCACGGCCUUCUCACGUAAUACACACUAUUUACUAUUCACACCACUUUGCAGUAGAAGUAGCGGAAGUAGUACAGUAGUAGUAGAGUACUUCCAUGUCACGCUUCCAGCUGCACUCAAACUGUCAUCAAACCAAAAUGACCAAAGUGGUGUCAGCGUGUCAGUCAAGUCCUAGUUGGAUACUUGGACUGUAUUACACGGUAUUACAUUGUACUGCAUUACGCAGUACUCCCACAGUAUUCCCUCAUUUUCCCAAAAGGACAAAUUUGAUUUGUUGUUUACGAGUAUUAUUUUCAUAUUACAAGUUGAAAGAAGGAUUUAUUUCAGUGAAGGAUAACAAACAAGCAGAGGUGCCGCAAGGCAUGCUGGGAGUGCUUCCCAGCAUGCCUUGCGGUGGCGCUGAGUUUGAGAUCCCUUGUCUUCUAAUAAGCACGCAUUGGACAUAAGCUACAGGUGCAUGGCCAUGAUGUUAGGCAUCUUUUUAACACUAAACCAUCGUGCUAAUGACCUCCCAAUGGCUGCUAGUGCGGAUGUACAGUAUGAUAGUAUAGUACAGAUGUACAGUACAAUAGUAUAGUACAGAUGUACAGUACAAUAGUAUAGUACAGAUGUACAGUAGGGAUGUAUAGUACGGAUUUGUAGUACAGAUUUACAGUAUGGAUGUACAAUACAGAUGUAUAGUACAGAUGUACAGUAUGGAUGUAUUAUACAGAUGUACAGUACGAUAGUAUAGUACAGAUGUACAGUAAGGAUGUACAGUACGGAUGUAUGGUACAGAUGUACAGUAUGGAUGUACAAUACGGAUGUAUAGUACAGAUGUACAGUGCGGAUGUAUAAUACAGAUGUACAGUACGAUAGUAUAGUACAGAUGUACAGUAGGGAUGAAUAGUUCAGAUUUAUAGUACAGAUGUACAGUAUGGAUGUACAAUACAAAUGUAUAGUACAGAUGUACAGUAUGGAUGUACAGUACAGAUGUACAGUACGGAUGUACAGUAUGGAUGUACAAUACAAAUGUAUAGUACAGAUGUUUAGUACAGAUGUACAGUACGGAUGUAUAGUACAGAUGUACAGUAUGAUUGUACAGUACGGAUGUAUAGUACAGAUGUAUAGUAUGGAUGUACAAUACGAAUGUGUAGUACAGAUGUACAGUAUGAUUGUACAAUACGGAUGUAUAGUACAGAUGUAUAGUAUGGAUGUACAAUACGAAUGUGAAUGUAUAGUUCAGAUGUACAGUACGGAUGUAUGUAUAGUACAGAUGUACAAUAUGGAUGUACAAUACGGAUGUAUAGUACAGAUGUACAAUACAAACAUAUAGUACAGAUGUACAGUACGGAUGUAUAGUACAGAUGUUUAGUACGGAUGUACAGUACGGAUGUCUAGUACAGAUGUAUAGUAUAGAUGUAUAGUACAGAGGUAUACUAGUAUGGUUGUACAAUACGAAUGUAUAGUACAGAUAUACAGUACGGAUGUAUAGUACAGAUGUAUAGUACAGAUGUACAGUACAGAUGUAUAGUACAGAUGUACAGUACGGAUGUAUAGUACAGAUGUAUAGAUGGCCUAGUACAUACACUAUAGUACACUGUAGUACACUAUAGUACAGUAGAGUAUACUGUACACGGCAGCAUCAAAGCCCGCAGAAUGUGAUCUACUUGGCAUGAAAUAUUAUGUCUUGGCAUUAUUCUCGUUACCUCAUCUUUAUCCUGUGAGACUGCUUUGUUAGCGUAGCAUAACGUAGCAUAGCAUAACGUAACGUAGCGUUACCAAAGUGUGCAUCCAUUCCAUAUAGUGUUCAUUCUUUUUAUGUUGUUUAUUGUUGAAUGUAGAAAAACUGUUCCUGACUGAUUCCAACAUGGCCGCCAUAUUUUAUACAUGACGUUUUUCCUAUUUCUUUUUCUUUCUUUUUUUUACACAAUCAGAUAUGAUACUUGAUGAUGGAUGAUUUUUUUUUAAUGUUCUGUAAUUUACACGUUAUCAAAUUCAAUGAAGAAUGCAUUCCUGGCACAUGUGAUUUUUUUUGGGGGGGAGGGGGGUGUUACUGACAUGAAUUAAAACAUGUAAAAUAAAUCAAAUAAAAAUAAUAAAAUAAAAAUUGA
Molecule: messenger RNA, 7305 nt
Organism: Doryrhamphus excisus (bluestripe pipefish)
Lineage: Eukaryota; Metazoa; Chordata; Actinopteri; Syngnathiformes; Syngnathidae
Source: RefSeq, a predicted model, not a curated record